UGCAAAGGUGGCUCGUGUCAAAAAUACUCUUAAAUGUUACUGUAAUAAAUCAAAUUUGCUAAAUUAACUAAAUAAUACUACAUUUAAAUCAACUUCAGUAUUAAGAUUUUAUUAUGAUUUAGUGCAGUUAAUGUUGUGUUAAAAUAAUUCCGCCGAUUUAAAUAGCGGAUAUACAAACAUACAGAAUGAAGGCGCUACCCUUUGGGUAUAUACAAGUAACUGUAGUAGUAUUAUCGUUCUGCUUUCACAGUUGCUUGUCACCGAUUACUAGUAAAGGCAUCCGAUGUUUCACCAACGAUGGCGUCCCAGGCACCUGGCGAGGCAUUAGAUCAUGUCCGUCUGCACUCGAACUGAUCAGAAGAAAAAUAGAACCAGAAAUGUAUAGGUUCAGAAACAUCGAAGAGCCAGUAGUUUGCUGCGUCGGUUCCUCGGCGCCUCUCAGCCCAGCGGAUAGAAUUACCGCAAUGAGGAAGAUGCUUCGAAAUAAGCCACCUUCACCAACUACCACGUCUGACCCGCUCAUCUGGUCCUACGGCCAGUGCGAGCCCAUACCUGCCAAAGACACCGCGAGGAAGACUGGUCAGAGAGCCUAUGACAAAUGCAUAGAGUAUCAGGAAAAGUACGUCUACCCUUGUAAAAAGAGCAAGACGGGAAAGAUGAAACGCCAUCACCUUUGCAACUGGAGGGCGGAGACUUUGAUCACUGACGGAGAGGACGCGUAUGAAGGAGAGUUCCCUCACAUGGCCCUCCUCGGUUACGGGGAAACGAGGAUAAAGUGGCUCUGCGAUGGCAUGCUGAUCAGCGAGUGGUUCAUCCUCACAGCCGCCCAUUGCACCAAGGACCGCUGGAAAGGAAACGUGACGCAGGUCAAAAUUGGCAUUCAGAGAAGGUCGGAAAUGGCUUUUUGGAAUCAGUAUCGCGUGUUGAAAACAUAUCCGCAUCCGCGCUACCGAUCUCCACAUAAAAACGACGACAUCGCCUUACUGAGGACUGCCAGACGCAUGCGCCUGGAUGCGUUUGCGCGGCCGAUCUGCAUACACACUGGUACCGUGGUCAAUGACGAAGUGGUCGUGGCCACGGGUUGGGGCAGAACCGACACUCACAACAUGCAGUCCCAAUCCGACAACCUUAAGAAGGUAUCGUUAUACAAGUUCACGGAUAUGGAGUGUGACGCCAUGCUGCAGACGGUCCGCCUGCUACCCUUUGGGUACGAUCCCAUGACGCAGGUGUGCUACGGCGACAGGAGGGCCAACAGAGACACUUGCCAGGGGGACAGCGGAGGUCCCUUGCAAAUCAGGCACCCCAAAGUCAAGUGCAUGUACCUCGUAUUAGCGGUCAUAUGGUUCGGCAAAAAUUGCGGGGUGACCAAUGAGCCAGGGUCCUACAUCCGGGUCGCGCCCUACGUUCGCUGGAUUGAGAGCAUUGCAUGGCCUCGACGAAGCCGCUUGCAUAGCCGCCGCCGUCGUCGUCGCCUGACGCACGGCUAGUGGUGCACUAAAAGGAUCUACCACUGGUUCGGAAUGUUUUUCCUACCGAGAAGAACCAGCAAGAAACUCGGCGGUUGCUCUUUUCAAAGAUUUGAUAUACAAUAUUAU
Messenger RNA from Maniola jurtina (meadow brown), 1595 nucleotides. Its product is annotated as serine protease snake-like. Gene Ontology annotation, molecular function: serine-type endopeptidase activity. Lineage: Eukaryota; Metazoa; Arthropoda; Insecta; Lepidoptera; Nymphalidae. Gene Ontology annotation, biological process: proteolysis. The transcript is spliced from 11 exons. The record is from RefSeq and is a predicted model, not a curated record. Bases 186 to 1487 code for a protein of 433 amino acids.